This is a messenger RNA of Acipenser ruthenus (sterlet), 1361 nucleotides long. RefSeq names its product KRR1 small subunit processome component homolog. The record is from RefSeq and is a predicted model, not a curated record. Bases 84 to 1235 code for a protein of 383 amino acids. Gene Ontology annotation, molecular function: RNA binding. Lineage: Eukaryota; Metazoa; Chordata; Actinopteri; Acipenseriformes; Acipenseridae. Gene Ontology annotation, cellular component: nucleolus; small-subunit processome. The transcript has 10 exons.
GAAUGAGCCUUGUUUUCUCUCGGAUCACUUUUACUGUUGCGCAAGUCUGAGCCGCUUCGGGGGUGAAAGGGUAGAGAGCGAGUAUGGCGUCUUCCACAGAGGCAGACGGCGUGAGGGCUAACACGGCACAGACACACGGAACUAAUAAAUCAAAAAGGAAAGCAAAUAAAGUUGAUGAAUCAGACCUGUUGACCGUGCCAGAGGGAUGGAAAGAAAACCCAUUUACAGCAGAGGACAACCCAAGGGGUUUACUGGAAGGAAGCAGCUUUGCCACUCUAUUUCCCAAAUACAGAGAAGCCUACUUAAAGGAGUGCUGGCCACUGGUGCAAAAAGCACUGGGGGACUGUGAAAUUAAAGCAACUCUAGAUUUGAUUGAGGGCAGCAUGACCGUCAGCACCAGUAGAAAGACCUUUGAUCCAUAUGCCAUUAUAAGAGCUAGAGACUUGAUAAAGCUGCUGGCAAGAAGUGUUCCUUUUGAACAGGCCGUGCGUAUUCUUCAAGAUGACAUGGCGUGUGACAUCAUUAAAAUUGGCUCUUUAGUAAGAAACAGAGAGAGAUUUGUGAAAAGAAGACAGAGAUUGAUUGGUCCAAAAGGAUCCACCCUGAAGGCGCUUGAACUUUUGACAAGCUGUUAUGUUAUGGUUCAGGGGAACACUGUGUCUGCCUUGGGGCCAUACAAUGGGUUAAAGGAAGUUAGAAAAGUAGUACUGGACACAAUGAAGAACGUUCACCCGAUAUACAACAUCAAGACGUUAAUGAUCAAGCGUGAGUUGUCAAAAGAUCCAGAGCUCAGAAUGCAGAGCUGGGAGAGAUUCCUGCCCAACUUCAAACAUAAAAACCUGAGCAAACGCAAGGAGCCCAAGAAGAAGACAGUUAAGAGGGAGUACACGCCAUUCCCACCGCCACAGCCAGAGAGCCAGAUGGACAAAGAGUUAGCAACUGGUGAAUUCUUCCUCCGAGAAAGUCAGAAGAGAAGGAAGAAGUUGGAGGAAAUAAAGGUGAAACAAGCUGAAGCUCUAACUAAGAAGCAAGAAGAACGGAACAAAGCAUUUAUUCCUCCUAAAGAGAAACCUGCUGUGAAAACAAAGAGAGCUCCUACUGAAACCAAAAUUGACAUUGAAGCCAUCAAAGACAAAGUCAAGAAAGCCAAGAAUAAGAAGCUGGGUGCUCCCCCAGUUAACAGAGCAGCUGAGACUGCUUCUGCAAGUGUAAAGAAAAAGACGAAAAGGAGCUAGGUUUUAUCCUGCUGACCUGCAGCGACAGAUGUAUUCCUUUGGGAUACAAAUUCAUCUUUCCCUUUGUCUCUUGCUUUGGGGUAUUCUGUAGAGGGGAAAUGUAAUAAUAAAGAAACGGCUUGUGCA